This is a messenger RNA of Cimex lectularius (bed bug), 1157 nucleotides long. RefSeq names its product craniofacial development protein 1 (gene Yeti). The transcript is spliced from 4 exons. Bases 336 to 1070 code for a protein of 244 amino acids. Lineage: Eukaryota; Metazoa; Arthropoda; Insecta; Hemiptera; Cimicidae. The record is from RefSeq and is a predicted model, not a curated record.
UACAGAAAUCGAUAGUACAAAUAAUUUAUAAAUAAGUAAAGUAUGUACAUAUUAAAAAAAAUCGGAUUUUGAUCAAAUUAACAAUAAACUGUAAAAAAAGGAAAAAGGUGGUAGAGUGUUUUUAUUCUUUAUCGACUUGAGUUUUACUUUUUUUACGGUCAUUAUUGACUAUUGAGCCGGGGCUGCCUUCCGUGUCGGCAUUUUCACAUAACAAAAUCGCAUUCAAAGACGUUUUUGUUCUUUGUCUUCGUUUAGUUUUCCCAUAAACGGCCCAUUUGGUCAAUUCCAGAGUUUUAGAGAUUUGAAGAAAACCGAGGUAUAAAUUAAAUUGCUAGAUGGCUGAUAACCGUGAACUUCCGUCUGAUAGCGAAUCCGAGGAUGAGGAUUACAUGCCAGAAGGCGUGUCCGAUGUGUCUGAAGAAUCGGGCAGUGGCAGCGAAGAAGAGCCAGACGCCAGCACUGAAGGAGGUGGCCGGAAGCGCAAAAAGUCAUCGGCUAAAAAAAGCAAGAAGAGGAAGGCAGAAGAAAAGGAAAAUAAUGAAGAAGAGACCAUAAAGAAAGAAUCGGUGGAAGAGCUAAAAAAGAAAUCUGAUGCUCUAUGGGCCGAAUUUAUGAAACCUGUUGAAAGUAAAAAGGUUAAGGAGGAGGAUAGUAGGGUGUCUGGUUUGACGGAUGAGAAAGAAAACUCUGAGCAUACCGAACCAGAAGCGUCUAAGGUCAAGGUGACCCAAGUGUUCGACUUCGCCGGCGAAAAGGUGCAAGUCGAGAAGGAAGUGAACGUCAAGUGCCAACGGGCGCAGUCUUCGACCAGGGGAUGCGGCCGGGGACGGGGCGGCAUCGCAUCGAUCCUCGGCCAGCUCGGCAAGAAGGGCAAGCUGAGCACACUGGAAAAAAGCAAGCUAGACUGGGACAGGUUCAAGAAGGACGAGGGGAUCGACGAAGACCUCGAGAUGUACAACAAGGGCAAAAAUGGCUACUUGGAAAGGCAGGAUUUCCUCCAACGUACAGACCUGAGACAGUUCGAAAUCGAAAAGAACAUGAGAGAGGCAAAACGUUCCUUCAAUCGGUGAAUUUUUUAUUUUAUUAUUAAUAAAAUCCAUUCCAGUUUGUACAUACUUAACUAAUUAUAAUUUAAUAAAAGCAUCUUUGAGACUGUC